Polyodon spathula (Mississippi paddlefish) is the source of this 1747-nucleotide messenger RNA. It is a transcript of the gene fnta, whose product is annotated as farnesyltransferase, CAAX box, alpha. Gene Ontology annotation, molecular function: CAAX-protein geranylgeranyltransferase activity; protein farnesyltransferase activity. The record is from RefSeq and is a predicted model, not a curated record. The coding region runs from base 68 to 1135 and encodes 355 amino acids. Gene Ontology annotation, biological process: protein geranylgeranylation; protein farnesylation. The transcript is spliced from 9 exons. NCBI's taxonomy places the organism in Eukaryota, Metazoa, Chordata, Actinopteri, Acipenseriformes, Polyodontidae. Gene Ontology annotation, cellular component: CAAX-protein geranylgeranyltransferase complex; protein farnesyltransferase complex; cytoplasm.
GUCUCCUCAACAUCCUGGUGCUCAGUUAAAACUGUCUGCUGAAGAGAAACAAUAUAUAGCGCUCACAAUGUCAGCUGCUGAAGGCGAAAAGCUGAACUCAGAACCCCACGAAGAGCACCAGAAUCAAGAAGAGGGCGAUGUGGAACCCGAUAUGGAAUAUGGAGAUGAAAUUGGGAUGGGAUAUGUAUUCUACAGGGAUAGAAAAGAAUGGGCUGAUAUUGAUCCAGUGCCACAGGAUGAUGGGCCAAACCCGAUUGUAAAGAUUGCCUACUCUGACAAAUUUAUGGAUGUGUUUGAUUAUUUCCGAGCUGUGCUUCAGCGAGAUGAACGGAGUGAGAGAGCAUUUCAGUUAACUGCAGAUGCCAUCGAACUUAAUGCUGCAAACUACACAGUAUGGCAUUAUCGAAGAGUUCUUGUACAGUCAUUACAGAAGGAUCUGCGUGAAGAGAUGAAGUAUAUUACAGCUAUCAUUGAAGACCAACCCAAGAACUAUCAAGUCUGGCAUCACAGACGGAUGAUAGUGGAGUGGUUGAAAGAUCCUUCCGAAGAGCUGGACUUUAUUGCUGAUAUUCUAAGUCAGGAUGCAAAGAACUACCAUGCCUGGCAACACCGGCAGUGGGUUAUUCAGGAGUAUAAGCUUUGGGACGGUGAAUUGGAGUAUGUUGACCAAUUGCUGGAUGAAGAUGUAAGAAACAACUCGGCUUGGAACCAGAGGCAUUUUGUCAUCUCCAACACAACAGGAUACAACGAUGCUGCGGUUCUGGAGAGAGAAGUCCAGUAUAGUCUCAAGCUUAUCAAAAAGGCUCCUCAUAAUGAAAGUGUUUGGAACUAUCUAAAAGGAAUAUUGCAGGAUCAUUGCUUAUCUGCAUAUCCAAAUUUACUGCAGCAGAUUCUUGAACUGCAGCAAACCCAUAGCUCUCCCUACCUGAUCGCCUUCCUUGUAGACAUGUAUGAAGACAUGCUUGAGAAUGCAUGCAGUAACCAGGAAGAGACCUUAAACAAUGCACUGGAGCUAUGUGACCUUUUGGCUAAAGAAAAAGACAGCAUAAGGAAAGAGUACUGGAAAUACAUAGGGGGAUGUCUUAAGAACAAAUACGGCAAAGAAGAAUCUAAGAGUCCAUUAGAGGAGCAAUAAGAGUUGGAAAUAUUUGCUAUUUCAGAAGGGAUUGUAUGAAGGGGGUGGGGUGGGGGGGAUGUACCCAAUUAAAAAGUUGUGCCUAGAAUUGUACAGUAAAAGCUAAACCAGCCAAUAUAGAUGAUGUGACCAAGGAUGGCAAUAAGACUCCCAUUGCAUAGCAGUUUGGUCUAUUGGUUUUACUAUGAGUUUAAUAUAACACUCCUGAGCUUCUUACCUAUACACUGGCUAAUCAAGCUUGUAGUAAAACCUGGAAUUUCAGCUGCUUUGCACCGGGAGUUCUAUUUCCAUCCCUGUGUGAUGCAUGUAAGAGUAAGUUUACAUGGACUGAAAUCACCUCUGCAUCUCGUUUUUACUUCAGUACAGUAAAACAAAGUUAUGUGGACAUGUAGUGCAUAUAUUACGGUACUUGGCCACUAACGUAUUUAAAUUAUGGUAAAAAUGAGUCAUUUAUUUAUAGGAUGGUGCUUUAUUAGCUCUGAUCAAAGGAAGAAAUAAAGGCUUUAAAACUAGUUUGUUGUAGACAUUAACAUAUUUCCAAAACCAAUUAUUUUACCAGGCAAAUCAAUGCUUAUAACUGCAUUUACUUUUGUACUUUUAGAUGUAAUAAUA